Molecule: messenger RNA, 738 nt
Organism: Emys orbicularis (European pond turtle)
Lineage: Eukaryota; Metazoa; Chordata; Testudines; Emydidae
Gene: FGF3
Product: fibroblast growth factor 3
Exons: 3
Coding region: 1-738 (245 amino acids)
Biological process (GO): positive regulation of gene expression; cell differentiation; regulation of cell migration
Cellular component (GO): cytoplasm
Molecular function (GO): growth factor activity; fibroblast growth factor receptor binding
Source: RefSeq, a predicted model, not a curated record
AUGGUUAUAAUUUGGAUCUUGCUGCUGAGUUUGUUGCAGGAAUCUUGGUCCCAAGGGCUGGCUGCGGAGGUGCCCGAGGUACCUUAUUGUGCCAAAGGCCAGACGUGUGACCCAAGGCUGCGCAGAGAUGCUGGGGGGCGCGGCGGAGUCUAUGAGCAUCUCGGGGGAGCACCCAGGCGCAGGAAGCUCUACUGUGCCACUAAGUAUCACCUCCAGAUCCACUCCAAUGGGAAAAUCAACGGCAGCCUGGAGAAAAACAGCGUCUUCAGUAUUCUAGAGAUAACUGCAGUUGAUGUUGGAGUCGUUGCCAUCAAAGGGUUGUUCUCUGGCAGCUACCUGGCCAUGAACAAAAGGGGCAGACUUUAUGCUUCAGAAACUUACAAUGCAGAAUGUGAGUUCGUGGAAAGGAUUCAUGAGUUGGGCUAUAACACUUACGCAUCUCGCCUAUACCGGACAGUGCCCAAUGGAGCCAACACCAAACGCAAAGCCAGUGCCGAGAGACUCUGGUAUGUCUCAAUCAAUGGGAAAGGCCGACCCAGAAGGGGCUUUAAAACCCGCAGGACACAGAAAUCCUCUCUCUUUCUGCCCAGGGUACUGGAUAACAAAGAUCAUGAAAUGGUCCGUUUAUUUCACACAAAUGUUAAAUACAGAGAGAGUCUACUGAAGCCUCUGAGUAAGAAUAAAAGAAGAAGGAGAGGACACCAAUGGAUUCCUUGGGGGGAUUGGGGUGGGGACUGA